Messenger RNA from Solanum pennellii, 492 nucleotides. RefSeq lists its product as uncharacterized. The coding region runs from base 1 to 492 and encodes 163 amino acids. The transcript has a single exon. Gene Ontology annotation, molecular function: RNA-DNA hybrid ribonuclease activity; nucleic acid binding. Lineage: Eukaryota; Viridiplantae; Streptophyta; Magnoliopsida; Solanales; Solanaceae. The record is from RefSeq and is a predicted model, not a curated record.
AUGGCAGCACAAUCAAUAAUCCAGCUGGGGGCUGGUGGUAUUUUGAGAGAUAAAAGUGGUAGGUUGGUGAUGACAUUCACAACACCACUUGGAGAGGGGACAAACAACAAGGCUGAAUUAGAGGCAGCCAUCCUUGGAUUGACUUGGGCACUCGAACUUGGAUACAGGAAUAUAAUAUUGGAACUUGACUCCCAAUUGGUUGUGCAUUGGAUCUUAAAGAAGGUUGCCCCUCAAUGGAGCAUUAUCACACAGCUGGGAAGGUUACAGAACCUCAUUUCUCAAACCCAGAAUUUCAAGUGCCUACAUGUAUUCAGGGAAGCUAAUUGGGUGGCUGAUGCACUUUCAAAACACAGUCACAAGACAACCACUCCACAGGUUUACUUCAACAUCCAACACACGCCUAAGAAAGCAAGGCCAUACUAUCACCUUGACUUGUUGCAGAUGCCUAGCUUUAGAAGGAACAAGACCAAAAGAAUUAAGGAACCUCCUUGA